CUCCUCCUCUUCCUCCUCCUCCUCCUCGCUCUCUUUCAGGUCAAUGAGAGCAGCAACAGCUCGGUCUGAAGAGCAAAUCCUCGCUCGCUUCCCCCUCUUCCUCUCUUCCGUUCUUCCUCUUCCUCUCCACCAUGUUGUCCUCUCUUCCAUAUGUUGAUCUUAUUUUAGUGACUCUGCCUUCCUCCUCCUCCUCCUCCUCUUCCUCCUCUCUCUCUCCUGCCCUCCUCUCCUCUGAGUUUUGACUCCCUCUCUUCUCACACACACUCACACACUCUCUCUGUCACGGGAAAAUGAAGCGUGGGUCGAGUGUGUUGCAGCCUGCGCCUGAUGCAGCCACACGAACACACUCCGACGGCGAGCGCUCGCCCGACGCGCGGGCUGCAGGUUCGAGUCCCUUCCCAGCAGCCACCUCUCUGUUCAGCCCCGACGUCAGCGCAAAGAUGGCGUCUGACCUGCUCAUCAGGCUGUCAGAGGCCACGCAGAAGGCCCAGAUGCAUCCUGGGAGCCGGGAGGAGGCGGGGAAUCAGGACGAGCCGGGCCCCGCCCUCUCCCCGGACGGCCCCGGGGCCAGCCCCGAGCCGCCCUGCCUCACGCACACGCCCGACGGGAACGCCGCCGCCACCGACACGCUGGCGUCCGACCUGCUCCGGAAGCUAGCAGAGCGGCAGGAGGAGAGCGGCCUGGUGGUGAGACUGAAAGAGGAAGAGGAGCCGAUGGAGGUGGACGCCAUGGUCCAGAACCGACCAACCGCAGAGAAGGUGACCCCGCCCACCCUGAAUGUCUUCCCAAGGAGGCGAGUUCGCUAG
Messenger RNA from Salarias fasciatus (jewelled blenny), 806 nucleotides. Its product is annotated as zinc finger protein 827-like. Bases 291 to 806 code for a protein of 171 amino acids. The record is from RefSeq and is a predicted model, not a curated record. The transcript has 4 exons. Lineage: Eukaryota; Metazoa; Chordata; Actinopteri; Blenniiformes; Blenniidae.